Molecule: messenger RNA, 3399 nt
Organism: Globicephala melas (long-finned pilot whale)
Lineage: Eukaryota; Metazoa; Chordata; Mammalia; Artiodactyla; Delphinidae
Gene: MCCC1
Product: methylcrotonyl-CoA carboxylase subunit 1
Cellular component (GO): mitochondrion
Molecular function (GO): ATP binding; methylcrotonoyl-CoA carboxylase activity; metal ion binding
Source: RefSeq, a predicted model, not a curated record
AGGACAACAGGCUUGCAGAGCGGAGGCAAGGUUUUGCAGUGAGUGGGACACAGCACAGCUGCUGUGUCUAAGCGUCGGAGAGUGACGGGGCUGCAGGGACAUGGCGGCGGCCUCUGCGUUGUCGGUCGUGCUGGUGGCGGCGGAGAGGAACCGAUGGCAGCGAGUCCCAAGUUUGCUGCUGCCGCCGAGGGGAUGGACUUGGAAGCAAAGAGCCAUGAAGUAUGCAACUACCACAGGACGAAACAUUACCAAGGUCCUCAUUGCAAACAGAGGAGAAAUUGCCUGCAGGGUGAUACGAACAGCCAAAAAAAUGGGUGUACAGUCUGUGGCUGUUUAUAGUGAGGCCGACAGGAAUUCCAUGCAUGUUGACAUGGCAGAUGAAGCACAUUCCAUCGGCCCCGCUCCCUCACAGCAGAGCUACCUUUCUAUGGAGAAAAUCAUUCAAGUGGCCAAGAUCUCCGCUGCACAGGCUAUCCAUCCGGGAUAUGGUUUUCUCUCAGAAAACAUGGAAUUUGCCGAACUGUGUAAGCAAGAAGGAAUUAUUUUUAUAGGUCCUCCUUCAUCAGCAAUUAGAGACAUGGGUAUAAAGAGCACAGCCAAAUCCAUCAUGGCUGCUGCUGGAGUGCCUGUUGUGGAAGGUUAUCACGGUGAGGACCAAUCAGACCAAUGCCUGAAAGAGCAUGCUAGGAGAAUCGGUUACCCCGUCAUGAUUAAAGCCAUCCGUGGUGGAGGAGGAAAAGGUAUGAGGAUCAUUAGAUCCGAAAAAGAAUUUCAAGAGCAAUUAGAAUCAGCGCGGAGGGAAGCUAAGAAGUCUUUCAAUGAUGAUGGGAUGCUGAUUGAGAAGUUUGUGGACACACCAAGGCAUGUGGAAGUCCAGGUGUUUGGUGACCACCAUGGCAAUGCUGUGUACUUGUUUGAAAGAGACUGUAGUGUACAGAGGAGACAUCAGAAGAUCAUUGAGGAGGCCCCAGGGCCUGGUAUUAAACCUGAAGUAAGAAAAAAGCUCGGAGAAGCUGCGGUCAGAGCUGCUAAAGCUGUAAAUUAUGUUGGCGCAGGAACCGUGGAGUUUAUUAUGGACUCAAAGCACAAUUUCUACUUCAUGGAAAUGAAUACAAGGCUGCAAGUGGAACAUCCUGUUACUGAGAUGAUCACAGGAACUGACUUGGUGGAAUGGCAGCUUAGGAUUGCAGCAGGAGAGAAGAUUCCUUUGAGCCAGGAAGAGAUAACUCUGCGAGGCCAUGCCUUUGAAGCUAGAAUAUAUGCAGAAGAUCCUAACAAUAACUUCAUGCCAGGGGCUGGACCAUUAGUGCAUCUCUCCACCCCUCGAGCAGACCUUGCCACUAGGAUUGAAACUGGAGUACGGCAAGGAGAUGAAGUUUCAGUGCAUUAUGACCCCAUGAUUGCAAAGCUGGUUGUGUGGGCUGCAGAUCGCCAGGCAGCCUUGACGAAACUGCAGUACAGCCUUCGACAGUACAGUAUUGUUGGGCUGAACACCAACAUUGACUUCCUCCUCAAACUGUCUGGCCACCCAGAGUUUGAAGCUGGGAAAGUGCACACUGAUUUCAUCCCUCAGCACCGCAAAGAACUGUUGCCCCAUCGGAAGACCACAGCCAAAGAAUAUUUAUGCCAGGCAGCUCUGGGGCUCAUCCUCAAGGAGAAAGCUAUGACUGAUGUUUUCAAAAUCCAGACACAAGAUCAAUACUCUCCUUUUGUAUCCAGCAGUGGAAGAAGACUGAAUAUCUGUUAUACCAGAAGCAUGACUCUUAGGGAUGGUAAAAACAAUGUAACCAUAGCUGUAACAUAUAACCGUGAUGGGUCACACAGCAUGCAGAUUGAAGAUAAAACUUUCCAUGUCCUUGGUGAUCUUUGCAGUGAGGGAGACUGCACUUACCUGAAAUCUUCUGUUAAUGGAGUUGCUAGUAAAACUAAGCUGGUUAUCCUGGAAAACACUAUUUACCUAUUUUCCAUGGAUGGCAGUAUUCAGAUUGGCAUUCCAGUCCCCAGAUACUUGUCCGCAGUGAGCUCAGAAGGAACCCAAGGAGGUGCCAUAGCUCCUAUGACUGGAACUGUUGAAAAGGUGUUUGUGAAAGCUGGAGACAAAGUAAAAGCUGGAGAUUCUUUGAUGGUUAUGAUCGCCAUGAAGAUGGAGCAUACCAUAAAGGCUCCAAAGGAUGGCACUAUCAAGAAAGUGUUCUACAAAGAAGGUUCUCAGGCCAACAGACACGCUCCUUUAGUUGAGUUUGAGGAGGAAGAAUCUGACAAAAGGGAAGCAGAAUAAACUCCAUUAAAUAAGCGGCCAAUUAAGCAGCCUCUUAAGUGUAGUAUCUCUACACCAAAAUGGGAAAGUGCCUUCCUGCUUUUCUCGGGGUCUGAUGACCAGCACUUUUACUAAAUGAUUGUAUGAUAGCGCUUAAAACCGUUUCGUAUUUAAGAAUCAUAUACUUGGGUCACAAAUACAAUAAAUUAUCUCAGAAUAUUUCAUACUAAUAAAAUGAUACUUUUUUAUUGGGAGACAAUAUAGUUUGUUUCUGCCUCAAAUUUUAUACAAUGUAGUGUUUUUAGGAAGGUGAGCAGCAACUUGAUCAAAGGAGAACAACUGAAAAAGAAAAGGUCAUUUAACUAAAUGAAUUAUUUCCUAGUCACAGUCACGAUGAAAAUGGACAGUAACAUAUUUCAGAGACAGAUGCCAUAGCACUAAACCUAAGAGUUUUUUUGCCAAAGAGUAACUUCUUAGGUAGUUUAAACACAUGGAUGCUAUUUGUUUCUUGUUUUUGUGAUUGGAAAGUUUCUAUCUAGACUGCCUCUGCCUUUAUUGUACUUUCUAAGCUUGUAUAAAUAUAUAUACACACACACAUGCUUUUGUGUAUAUGUAUUUUAUACACCUACAUAUUAUAUGUUUAAAUUGUAUGCUAGAACAUAUUUUUUCUAGAAAUGCACUUUCAGUCCCCUGCAUUUUCAGGUAUCCACUGAAGUGUUAAAUAUUUGUUGAACUGAGUUCUUACUGCACACAUGAGAUUAUGUUAAAUGUUAUAGAGAAUACAAAGAAAUUUAAAAAUAUGGUCUCUGUACUUUUAAGAUACUGAUGAUUUAAUUGGGGAAAUAAGACAUAAUCAUGUCGAAAGUUAUGUGGGAAAACAGUCAAAUCCACAAUUAAGCAAUUCCAUUGUCCAGAGAGUGGUGAGAAAGGUACCAAAUACUAAAUUUGGAAACACUGAGUUCUCAAGUAAAUCUGAUCACACAGCUUAGUUAGAAUGUCCAUUUUUCCAAAAAGGCAGCAUGAAACCUAGCACACUAAGACAUGGAUGGGGGUGAAGGCUGAUGGCAUAUGACUGGGGCAGGACAUGUCUUCUAGGAGCUGGGGGGAAGAGAGUCCUGUGGGCAGGCGUGCUCAGGGUAGGU